AUGGGAUAUACUCGUCGGCGUUGCGCUGAAAAGUCCGUAAUAGCAGGUCCGAUGGCGGUGCUUUUGAAUCAAAGAUACAAUGCCUGUUUGCAGCCGUGGGAAUGCCGUUGGGUUAACUCUUUGCCGUUGAUCACCACCACUAAAAAGGCCAAAUGGUUCAACGAAUCGGACGAAGAGGUCGUGUGGAGUCAGGUUCUGGCGGAUGAUCCUGGUCGACCGAGGGUAUUUCCGAGGAAGUAUCUGGGUAUUUUGGGUAUACACUACCUGAAUCUGCGAAGUUGGGGAGUGGUGAAAGGCGUAGUUUUGCGCAAUUGCGGGAGAUCCUCGGAAUCUCGACGACCUUUUUCCGAGGAAACGGGAGAACGUCCAAUGAAUCUUACCACAAUGGAAAGAGAGACAGGUCGAGGAUUUGUAUCCAAAAAAGUGUUUUGA
Molecule: messenger RNA, 432 nt
Organism: Kuraishia capsulata CBS 1993
Lineage: Eukaryota; Fungi; Ascomycota; Pichiomycetes; Pichiales; Pichiaceae
Exons: 1
Coding region: 1-432 (143 amino acids)
Source: RefSeq, a predicted model, not a curated record